This is a messenger RNA of Notothenia coriiceps (black rockcod), 2192 nucleotides long. RefSeq names its product huntingtin-like. Gene Ontology annotation, cellular component: cytoplasm. The record is from RefSeq and is a predicted model, not a curated record. NCBI's taxonomy places the organism in Eukaryota, Metazoa, Chordata, Actinopteri, Perciformes, Nototheniidae. The transcript has 16 exons. Bases 30 to 2114 code for a protein of 694 amino acids.
UUUUUGAAUGUGUGUUUCAGCACUGCCUCAUGACCGUGUGCAGCAGUACCCUCAGUGAGCUGGGCCUGCAGUUGAUGAUAGACCUUCUUGCUCUGAGGGACUCGUCCUAUUGGCUCGUUCGCACUGAGCUCUUGGAGACUCUGGCAGAGAUGGACUUCCGGUUAGUGAAUUUCUUGGAGAGAAGAACAGAACAUUUGCACAAAGGGGACCAUCACUACACUGGGCGGCUGCGCCUGCAGGACAGAGUCCUGAACGAUUUGGUCAUCCGUCUGUUGGGAGAUGACGACCCCAGAGUCCGACACGUGGCAGCGUCAGCUGUCAGCAGGCUGGUUUCCAGAUUGUUCUACGACUGCGACCAGGGUCAAGUGGACCCAGUAGUGGCGAUUGCCCGGGACCAGAGUUCAGUCUACCUGCAGCUGCUGAUGCACGAGGCCCAACCCCCCUCCCAGUUCACAGUUAGUACCAUCACAAGGACGUACAGAGGCUACAACUUGUCCAACAACGUGUCUGAUGUCACAAUCGAGAACAAUUUGUCCAGAGUCGUCACCGCCAUCUCCCACGCUUUCACCUCCUCUACCUCCAAAGCCCUGACUUUUGGCUGCUGUGAGGCCUUAUGCCUCCUGGCUACACAUUUCCCAGUGUGCACCUGGAGUACAGGCUGGCACUGCGGCUAUGUGAGCUCCAGCAGCAGCUUCUCUUCCCGCUCUAGUCUGAACCGCAGCAGGGGCCGGGCCCUCAGUGUGUCGCAGACCGGCAGUGCUCCAGCCUCUUCAGCCUCCUCCUCGUCUGCACCUGACACUGAGCGCAGGACUCUGACAGUAGGCAUGGCCAACAUGGUGCUCUCCUUACUCUCCUCCGCCUGGUUUCCACUUGAUCUGGCCUCACACCAAGAUGCACUUUUGCUGUCUGGCAAUCUGCUUGCUGCUGUGGCUCCUAAAUGCAUGCGCAACCCCUGGGCUGGAGAGGAGGAAGGCAGCAGUGGUAGCACCAACACAAGUGGAGGCCCCAACAAGAUGGAGGAGCCCUGGGCAGGGCUGUCGGAGCGCUCCCUGGUGGCCAUGGUGGAGCAGCUCUUCUCCCACAUACUGAAGAUCCUCAACAUCUGCGCCCACGUGCUGGACGACACCCCCCCCGGACCAGCUAUUAAAGCCACCCUCCCCUCCUUGAGCAACACCCCCUCCCUCAGUCCCAUCAGGAGGAAAGGCAAGGAGAAGGAUAUUGUGGAGCCCAGUGCUGCCCCCAUGAGCCCAAAGAAAAGUGUUGACAUCAACACAGGCAGGCCAGCAGACGGCACAGGGUCCACCGCCGUAAACAAGUCUACCACCGUCGGCAACUUCUACCACCUGCCCACCUACCUCAAGCUCUACGACGUCCUCAAAGCUACACAUGCCAACUACAAGGUGACGCUGGACCUCCACAGUAGUCAGGAGAAGUUUGGAGGAUUUCUGCGUUCAGCUCUAGAUGUUCUCUCUCAGCUCCUGGAGCUCACCACACUACAUGACAUCAGCAAGUGUGUGGAGGAAAUCUUGAGCUACCUCAAGUCCUGCUUCUCCAGAGAACCCACCAUGGCGACAGUUUGUGUACAACAGCUGUUGAAGACCCUGUUUGGCACCAACCUGGCCUCUCAGUGCGAGAGCGUCCUGAGCGGACCCAGCCGCUCCCAGGGCAAGGCUCUGCGCCUCGGCUCCUCCAGCCUGCGACCGGGCCUCUACCACUACUGCUUCAUGGCGCCGUACACGCACUUCACCCAGGCUUUAGCCGACGCCAGCCUACGCAACAUGGUGCAGGCCGAACAGGAGCAGGACACCUCUGGAUGGUUUGAUGUGAUGCAAAAAGCAUCGAACCAGCUGAGGUCCAACAUUGCAAACGCGACACGCCAAAGAGGAGACAAGAAUGCCAUCCACAACCACAUCCGUCUGUUUGAGCCGCUGGUCAUCAAAGCUCUGAAGCAGUACACCACCAGCACCUCGGUGGCGCUGCAGAGGCAAGUCCUGGACCUGCUCGCACAGCUGGUGCAGCUCAGAGUCAACUACUGCCUGCUGGACUCUGAUCAGGUGUUCAUAGGGUUUGUCCUGAAGCAGUUUGAGUACAUUGAAGUAGGACAGUUCAGGUGAGUUAUCUUUGUGACCCCUGUAAAGAUGUACCCAUACGUCUCCGGCCUUUAGGGAUGGGUAUCGUUAAGGUUUUAACGG